UUUCAGUUCUGCUCAAAACUUUGUGGACUAACGAUGUAUUGAUGGGAAAAAUCCUGAAAAAAAAAAAAAAAAAAGAUUAAAUACGAACUGAUUAAAAAUCGUCGUUAAAUAAUAUCAAAACGAGAUAAAAACACACAAAAAAAAAAUUAUUAUCACAUUUGAACCUGAACUACAUUUUUUUUGGCAACAGACCAGUUUUGUAUUUCCUAUGUUGCAGUAGUCGUAUUAUUAUUAAAAAUCAAUACAUUUUUUUACGAAUAUUCAGUGAACCACAAAAAUAAAUUGCACAGAAGAAGACGAUAAUUUGUAACAUUCGAUAAAUCAGCAAAAAAUAAAAUAGAAAUAAAAAAUUGCAAGAAGUGAAAAAAAAAAUAAAAAAAAAUGCCGAGCAACACCCAUUAUAGACGUUCAUUGCCACAGCACGUGUUCGCUGCCAUGGAAAAGGAACUUCAUGAGCGUGAUCGCGUUGGAUUGCAAGAUCAGGUCUUGUUGGAAAACUUUCAAGAUGACAAAGAUUUUAUCGAAAAUUUGAGGAAAAGAUUUCAAGAAAAUCUUAUCUAUACAUACAUCGGUCAAGUACUGAUCUCCGUUAAUCCAUACAAAGAACUUCCCAUUUACACGGAAGAAGAGGAGAAAAAUUACCGCAACAAACAUUUAUUCGAAGCGCCUCCGCACGUCUUUUCCAUCAGCGAAAAUGCAUUUAAAUCCUUGAUUGAAGAGCAUCGCGGGCAAUGCAUCUUAAUUUCCGGCGAAUCAGGUUCAGGAAAAACGGAAGCUUCGAAGAAAGUUCUUCAAUACAUCGCAGCAGCUUCGGGGCAUGUAAAUUGCGUCGACAGUGUCAAAGACAAACUUUUGCAAAGUAAUCCAGUAUUAGAAGCAUUUGGUAAUGCAAAAACCAAUCGUAACGACAAUUCUUCACGUUUCGGCAAAUACAUGGAUGUUCAAUUCAAUUAUUUGGGCGUUCCUGAAAGCGGAAACAUUUUAAAUUACCUUUUGGAGAAAAGUCGUGUGAUACAUCAGUCGAGCGGCGAACGGAAUUUCCAUAUUUUUUAUCAACUACUUGCUGGAGCGGAUGAUGAAUUGUUGAAAGAAUUGAAUUUGAAGCGAAAUUUGGAUAUGUAUUACUACUUGAGUGAUGGGGAAAAAGGAAACGUAAGUCGCAUAAAUGAUCGUGAAAACUUCCAUACCAUCAAAAAAGCCAUGUCAGUCAUUGAAAUAACAGCUGAGGAGCAAAAAGCCAUCUUUGAAAUCGUCGCAAGUGUCUUGCACAUGGGCAAUGUUGGUUUUACCGAAGAAGAAGGCCAAGCUAAAAUCCUUAAACCUGAAGCUGUUGCUGCUAUUAUUAAAUUACUUGGCGCCGACGAACAAAAAGUCAAAAAUGCCUUCACAAAUCGCACGAUCGAAGCUCGCGGAGAUCAAGUAACGUCUCCGUUAUCUCGCGAAAUGGCUAUUUACGCACGUGAUGCUCUUGCCAAGGCAAUUUAUGAUCGCUUAUUCACGUGGUUGGUUUCACGUUUGAACAAAUCCCUUCACGUGAAUCGCCCAACUUCAGCUAAAAACGCAGUAAUGGGAAUUUUGGACAUUUACGGCUUCGAAAUCUUCAAAAAGAACAGUUUCGAACAAUUUUGCAUCAAUUUCUGCAACGAAAAAUUACAACAGCUGUUCAUCGAGUUGACGCUACGUUCGGAACAGGAGGAAUACGAACGCGAAGGCAUCGAAUGGGAAAAUAUCGAAUAUUUCGAUAACAAAGUAAUUUGCAACUUAAUUGAGGAAAAGCAUCGUGGCAUCAUUGCUUUGCUCGAUGAGGAGUGUUUACGUCCUGGCGAACCCACAGAUCUCAGUUUUUUGAACAAAAUGAACAAACAUCUCGGGGAUCACGCGCAUUACAUUUGUCACGAACUUGCUUCAACUAAAUUACAAAAAACGAUGAAUCGCGAGGAAUUCCGUUUAGUUCAUUACGCCGGCGAUGUAACUUACAGCGUGACAGGAUUUUUAGACAAAAACAACGAUUUACUGUUCCGCGACUUGAAAGAAGCGAUGGUUUAUUCAACGAACAGCGUCAUUAAAGAGUGUUUCAGCGAAAAGGAGUUGCUUAUUAAGAAACGUCCUGAAACGGCAGUAACUCAGUUCAAAAAUUCCCUUAAUAAGUUGAUGGAAAUUUUAAUGUGCAAAGAGCCAUCGUACAUUCGUUGCAUCAAACCCAAUGAUUUGCAAUUGCCGGGACAGUUUGAUGAGGAGCUCGUACGUCAUCAAGUCAAAUAUUUGGGUCUCAUGGAGAAUUUGCGUGUAAAACGUGCUGGAUUCGCGUAUCGUCGUACUUACGAGAUGUUUUUGCAACGUUACAAGUCGCUGAGUGAACAAACAUGGCCCAAUUAUCACGGAGCGGCGAAGGAUGGGGUUCAAAUAAUUUGCAACGAGUUGGGAUACGAUCCCAAAGACUAUCGCAUGGGAAAAACUAAGAUUUUUAUUCGUCAACCGAAGAUGUUGUUCGAAACGGAGGAUGCGUAUCAAGCACAAAAACAUUUCAUCGCUUCAAUUAUUCAGUCGAAAUGGAAGGGAAUUUUGCAGCGGCGUAAAUAUUUGAAAUUACGAGAGACGACGAUUCAAUUACAAUCGUAUAUUCGUCGAAAUUUGGCACAACAACGUUUGGAACGUCGUCGAGAAGCUGUCAAAAAUAUCAGAUUCUUCAUUAAAGGGUUCAUUACGCGAAAUGAUCCGCCAAAUGAGUGUAACUUGAAGUUCAUUGAACAAACAAAGCGGUUAUGGUUGCAAAGAUUGGCGAAACAACUUCCAACGAGCUUCAUGAAUCAUCAAUGGCCCGCGAGUCCCGUUCAUUGUCAAGAGGCGUCGAAACAUUUGGAACACAUGCACAAACUUCAUCUGGCUCGCGUGUACCGCAAAGCUCUCAGUGACGAACGAAAACGACAAUUAGAGUUAAAAGUCUUGGCUGAAAAUGCCUUUAAAGACAAAAAACGAAAUUAUCCCGAUAGUGUUGGUCCGUGGUUCAUCGACGAACGUUGCGCUAAAGAAAAUAUGACACAAAUCACGAAUUUCGUGCAGAUGCAGUUUGGUCAAGAAAGGCUUCGUUAUUGUACGCCUGUUGUGAAAUUCGAUCGUCAUGGCUACAAACCUCGCAAACGUUUCUUCCUCCUGAGCACAAGGGCCGUUUAUUUGCUCGACGAUAAAUACAAGAUGAAACAUCGUCUCCCGCUGAACAAAAUUGACUUUGCCGUCACAAAUGCCAAGGAUAACCUCAUGCUGAUUCGCAUUCCGCUUGACUUGAAACAAGAUAAGGGCGAUUUGAUAUUGCAAGUCCCCGAAAUCAUCGAGUGUUGCAUCUGGAUCAUUGAUACGGUUGGCAGACAAGAUACCGUUCAGAUACUCGACACCGAUACACUUAAUCAUCAUUUGGUUGGCGGCAAAGAAGGCGUCAUCGAAGUGAAAACGGGCAACGAACCAGCUAUUGUUAAAGACAAGAGUGGGCAUUUGAUUGUCAUUGCUGCACAAUAGAAGAAAAAAAAAUAAAACAACGAACAAAAAGUGCCAUGAUUGCCUUCCUAUCGCAACAACGAUGAUUUUAUUGACGCAAAUAAA
Culicoides brevitarsis is the source of this 3594-nucleotide messenger RNA. RefSeq names its product unconventional myosin IC (gene Myo61F). Lineage: Eukaryota; Metazoa; Arthropoda; Insecta; Diptera; Ceratopogonidae. Gene Ontology annotation, cellular component: vesicle; actin cytoskeleton; plasma membrane. The transcript has 6 exons. The coding region runs from base 382 to 3510 and encodes 1042 amino acids. Gene Ontology annotation, molecular function: actin filament binding; ATP binding; microfilament motor activity. The record is from RefSeq and is a predicted model, not a curated record. Gene Ontology annotation, biological process: actin filament organization; vesicle transport along actin filament.